Messenger RNA from Asterias rubens (European starfish), 3434 nucleotides. RefSeq names its product TBC1 domain family member 31-like. The record is from RefSeq and is a predicted model, not a curated record. Gene Ontology annotation, cellular component: centrosome. Lineage: Eukaryota; Metazoa; Echinodermata; Asteroidea; Forcipulatida; Asteriidae. Gene Ontology annotation, molecular function: protein binding. The coding region runs from base 144 to 3347 and encodes 1067 amino acids. The transcript is spliced from 24 exons.
AGAUGGUUAGCCCAAGAAAACACACAGGAAGCGCCAUAUUCAUAAAUUAAUCCAAAACAUUAUUUUGUUAACAUUUAUUGUGCCUACAUUUGACCAGCCCAAUUAAAGUUCUACUUCCAAGGAAAUGUUAUCCCAACAAGUGAAUGAUGCAGAGUUGUGAUGUUAGCAAGAGAGACGCUGGUAAGAUCUGGCUGAGGAAGCCAGCACCUUCUGGUGAUGAUGGGUUAAUGGUUCAGAUCAGCCAUGAUGCCAGCAGCUCCUUCGCACCCACUGGGAGGCGUGUCCGCUUCUUGCACACGGCAUUUAGUAGUAGUGGAGAUAGCUUUGUUGCAGCAGACCACCAAGGAAAUAUCUAUGUGUUUGAUCUUGCUAAAAACAGAUUCCAGUUAGUCCAGAAGACUGGUCAGGCGUGCACAUCUUUGGGCUUCACGCUGAGACGGAAGACGGAGUACUUGGCCGCUUUGGCCGAUUGCUCCCUGAAAUGUUUUGAUACUGACACAAGGGAGUUAGUUGCAUGGAUGAAAGGUCACGGAACCCCGAUUCACUCCGUCUCGAUCCAUGCCUCUGGCCGCUACGCCCUGACCACCUCCUCAGACACCAGCCUGCUCUGGGACUUGGACACCUUCACAAGGAAACGGAAGCUCAAUGUCCGAGAUGCCGUCGGCAUUUCAAAGGUGUUCUUCUUGCCUCUGAGUAACACCAUCAUGACCUGUUUCCGUGAUGAUUCCAUCUUUGCUUGGGAGUCAGACACCCUGCAGUGCAAGUACCAGCUCCCUAUCCCACCCGGAGAUAGCCCACACUACAAGGCAUUUGCCACACCGAGAGAUGGACGUUUCUUAGUUGCUGGAGGCAAGUCAAGAUUUCUUCACGUCUGGGCCUUGGAUACGCGCCGUUUACUGAGAGUGAUUGAAAUGCCGGUCAAAGUGCGAGUCGUCAAACAACUUGAGUUCCUUCCGGAGAGUUUUGACGGCGGCUCAAGUCAGAUUGUCGGCGUCCUGAGCCAAGACGGCAUCAUGAGAUUCUUAAACAUCACAACAUGUAAGAUGCUCUUUGACUUAGGAACGCUCGAGGAUCGUGUCUCCGGUGUGUCCGUCAACCCAACCGGUCGGCACAUCACAGCGGUAGUUGAAAGUGGCUGCAUGAAUGUCUACAGUGUCCCGGCGCUGAUGUCGGAUUUUAAUAAGCCACCUCCAGUCAUAGUCAAAGUUGCGUCAGGGAGGACCAAGAAGAAAGUCACACACGGUGAUACAGCCAACAGCACCACCCUCAGGUCUAUGACCCCAGGGAGACUACAGAUGCAAGGGGCAACUAGGGAGACACCAGGGGUGACACACACCGCCACAACAGGGGUCAGGAGGGCUGGAGUGAUGCAGACAGGGGAGUCUGAAAAUCAACUAGAGGUUUCUGAAUUACCGGAGGGGCUAGACCUGAAUAGACUUCAUUCAAUUCUCAAAGGCUAUGGAGAAUAUCCUGCAAAAUACAGAAUGUUUAUCUGGCGUUCCGUUCUUCGUCUUCCUGAGAACCACGCGGCAUUCAGCAGUUUAGUUGACAAAGGAACCCACCUCGCCUGGGUCAAGGUCCAUGAAGAUUACCCUAUCAAGAGUCGCAAGCUUCUCAGGGUAUUGCAGAGGACAUUAUCAGGGCUGGCCCACUGGUCUGCCAUCUUUGGUGAGACUGACUACCUACCGUUGAUGGCAUUUCCUUUUGUGAAACUCUUCCAGAACAACCAACUCGUCUGCUUUGAAGUCAUAGCUACAAUCUUAAGUAAUUGGUGCCAACAGUGGUUUGAGUUCUUCCCCAAUCCUCCCGUCAACGUGCUGUCCAUGGUGGAGAAUGUUCUAGCCUACCACGAUCGUGCUGUCCUGCAGCAUUUCGUCAAGUAUGGCGUUACGUCCCAGGUGUACGCCUGGCCCCUACUUCAGACCCUGCUAUCUGAGGUAGUCACUAAGGAGGAAUGGCAGAAGUUGUGGGAUAACAUCUUCUCCAAUCAUCCUGCUUUCUUGCUUCUCGUCGUCGUAGCUUACAUCAUUGGCUCUAGACAACCUCUACUUCAGUGCACUGACGUGGAUGAUUUCAAGUACUUCUUCCACCACCGCAAUGCCGUCCACGUCGGCAACGUCAUCAGUGAAGCUUACCGAUUAUGGGAGGUCACUCCAGAUGACAUCCAUCCAAAGAGAAUGCUGGAGGAAUUCAAGCCGCUCACUAAAGGACAAUAUCCAAUCUUCAAUAAGUACCCAAAGUUCAUCGUGGAUUACCAGGCUCAAGAGCGUGAGCGCAUCAGACAGGAUGAGCUCGAGUAUCUCCACCAGCGUCAAGCAGCGUCGGAGCUCCAGCGAGAGCUGAAUAAGAGACACGGCGAGGAGACGGCGUGGUACCGUCAGCAGAAGCUCUUGAAGGAUGCCGAGGAGCAGCGGAGGUCUCUCCUCGCUGAAGAGGAACAACGACUCGUUGAUCAACGUAUCAGGUUACAAGCCAUGAAGCGGGAGCUGAGGAUUCGAGAGCUUCAGCUCCUAGACGGAGCCAAGAGGAAGUUCAUGCAUCAUCAGCAGAUGCAGAAAGAGGCUGAUCUUGGACGGCUCGAUGAUGAGAUUUCUAGAAAGAGUCUCUUGAGGGAGCAGGAAACCAAAGCAGCUGUAGAUGAUGUAGAGAUCAGAAGAAUGGAACUUCAGGCUCAGAAACAACGCCUAGAACAAGAUCUGGCAAAGAGUUCUGCGUAUACGACAUACCAGCAGAGAGCUGAUGAAGACGCUCACAGACGCCAAGCUGAGCUGGAGGAGAGAGUCAAAGGUAGAGCUUGGGAGAAUAAUCAAGACCAACAACAUUCAACCAGGAAGCAAAUCCAGAAUGACAUUGCCAAGGCAGAGGAGCUGAGUGGAGGAUUGGACGUACGGAGAGAAGGCGAUUACCAACGGAGAAUGGACAACCUGGAACAACAACUCAGGAACACUGAGCUUUCAAGACUCCAUGAGGAGAAUGUGAAAUUGGAGCAAGACGUUCAGUCAGUGAUGAGAAGAAUUGCAGGCAGGAAGUUGGAAGACGCCACUGACAAAAGUAAAGACUUUCACAGGCAGAGGGAAUCAUCCAAGCCCAUCGAGUCACACGCUGGAGGGACGGCCAAUCUUAACAAUAAUACAGCAGGGUUGAGAGGUAAAGCCUUGAAUGAUCUCAGCAGUUCAGAAGAUGAUGAGGUGCCAAUUUCUCUGGAUCGGGGCCGAGACACUUUUGAACAAAGGGAGAGGAAUCUGUUGAAGAAGGUUCAGGAGCUGCGGAAGAAGAUCGCCAUGGAAACAAGACGACAACAUCCUCCUCCAGGUUUUGAUGUGGAUGAUGAGAGCGACCAAGAGUAAUGGGCAAGAUAUAUAUUUAUUCAGGCCUGGAAUUUGAUGGAGGCCACGGAGGCCAUGACCUCUGUUGCCCCUUCAAAAGUUACUAGG